GUGAAGAGAAGGACUAUUCCAUAUGGCUGGCACACUCCACAGACCCUGGGGAUUAUGAAGAUGGCUGCAUAUUGGGCUAUAAAGAACAGUACCUACGGCUACGCAAGUCAUCUGUCUGUCAGAAUGGUCGAGACUAUGUUGUGACCAAGCAGCCGUCCAUCUGUCCGUGUUCUCUGGAGGACUUCCUCUGUGAUUUUGGCUACUUCCGUCCAGAAAAUGACACAGAGUGUGUGGAACAGCCAGAGCUGAAGGGGCACGACCUAGAGUUUUGUCUGUAUGGAAGAGAAGAACACCUGACAACAAAUGGGUAUCGGAAAAUUCCAGGUGAUAGAUGCCAAGGUGGGAUGAAUCCAGCUCGAGAAGUAAAGGACUUGAAAAAGAAAUGCACAAGCAACUUUUUGAAUCCCCAAAAGCAGGACUCCCGCCCACAGGGACACAGCUUGUCCCAGAAUCCAGCUCCGCCUCCUCUUGGAUACACUGAAAACACACACUUCCUAUCUCCCACCCAGAAGCAGAAUUCCAAGUCAAAUUCUGUUCCCAUCAUCCUGGCCAUCGUGGGAUUGAUGCUGGUCACAGUCAUAGCAGGAGUGCUCAUUGUGAAGAAAUAUGUCUGUGGCGGAAGGUUCCUGGUGCACCGAUACUCUGUGCUACAACAGCAUGCAGAAGCCGAUGGGGUGGAUGCUUUGGACACAGCCUCCCAUGCUAAUAAAAGUGGUUAUCAUGAUGACUCAGAUGAGGACCUCCUGGAAUAGCUCUGUAAAGGAGCUGGGACCCAGCAUGGAUGGUGGAAAUGCAGUACCUCUUAUACCCCUGUGGCUCCAACUUGGGGAAAUAAAUUUCCCAUUGCGAGGGACCCAGCUGUGUUUCUGCUGCUUCCAUCAAAGCCAAAAGGACCUACACUAAAGAAAUGCAGGGUGGGGGUGGGGAACCCUGAACAUUUUUAACAAUUGGCUCUGAGAAGAGGGGGGAAAUUUAAAUUCUUUAACUUUUUGUUUCAAGUUCUGUCUUUUGUUAAAGAAUGGGUUUUAGGAUUUUGUUGGGCUUUCUCUCUCUCCCUCUCUGUCUCUCUCUCUCUCUCUCUAAGAGAAAUGAAAUGGAAGGGAUUAUUCACUAGCCCCACCCUUGUGUGUUCUGCGUUUUGCAUGGUGCCCACUCCAGGGCAUCUGUGACUCCAGCAUCAACUCUCAUAUCGUACCUGGUGCUGUCCCUGGGCUCUGCCAGCCAUUGUGAAAUAGCCACAGGGAGAACAGAGGCUGCAGUGACUGGCACAGCCUAGCCAGCUUUCCUCCAUCUGGGGACAGCCCUGCUCCAAAAACACUGCACACCAGCUCCUCACAGAUCCCAACACUGCUCUCUCCCCCUUCCCCCAGGGACUAUAAAACCACAGUGAUUUUUCUUUUCUCCUAUUUAAUUAGGCAAUACCCUUGUUAAUUGCCCUUUGGCAACUAACUUAACCAUGUGCUUCCAAGACACUAAAUCAGGAAAACUUACAGAGCAAUAUUUUUAACUUGGGGCAGAAAGAAGGGAGCAACAGAGAAUUGACUAGAUUUAUCACCUAUUAAAGGCGAAACUCUGGCUGCUUCUGAGAUCUUUUAAUAUGUGCUUCUGUGUGCCAGUGGAGUUGCUCAAGGACGGGGUGCAGGCCUGGCCUGGAAGUCUGCCCAGGCUCAGCCAUCUCUUUCCUGGAGUUGACCAUCGAAUGCACAGUGCAGCCCCAAGGACUGACCGCCACAGUCUUCCAUGUUCCCUUUUCACCUGCUAUGUUGGCUGGUUGUUGAACCAUUACAAUGGCUGCUUAUUUGCUCCUCCUAGAUUGCUGUUAUCCAUGGAGCCAGGACUAGUGAUGUUUUGGGAUUUAGACUUUAAUUUUUAAACAUCAGAAUUUUAUUAUAGGGCCGUCCUUCUUACCUCUUUCCCAGAGGAAAAGAACAUUUUCCACAUUUCAUGUGGGCAUGAAAUGUUUCAAUGAACCAAUUAAAAACCCACUUCCAGUGAGGUGAUGCUUAGUGUGAUACAUUAGGUUAA
Castor canadensis (American beaver) is the source of this 2025-nucleotide messenger RNA. The record is from RefSeq and is a predicted model, not a curated record. NCBI's taxonomy places the organism in Eukaryota, Metazoa, Chordata, Mammalia, Rodentia, Castoridae.